GUUCAUACAGUCUUUAUUCAUUGCAAGUAAUUAGAGUGGAGCUAAAUAUUGGUUUGCUAUAUCACCCAAUUUUGUUGUUUGCAUUUAUAUAAUUCACAAUGAGCGUCCCAAUUCGUUUAUCAUCUGUGCAAUUUGCGAGCGCUCUGCGUACAAUGCACAUGCGGAUACCAUUAUAAUCAAUUUAUGACACAUCAUUAUCAAAUUAAUUAACUAAGUAGAACACACACAAUAGGACCGCGGCGCACAUUUGUUAUCUAUCGCUGCAUUAGUAUUGUAAAUAAAAUAAUUAUGGUUAAAGGGCAAAAGUCUACGCGUGCCGUGAAUUUCUUAGUCACAGACACUUGGAUGCAUCGUUUCCCGCAUUCGCUAUCCGACGCUUGUUGGGAAAGCAUUGCGUUCGCGAUCUCUAUCGUUUGAAUGAGAAACUAUCGUUUUAAAUCUUUCGUUCACGCGGGGAAAAACCGCAAAGUGAUCAGCCAUGAUGUGGUUCAAAAAGUUGUUCCGAGGAAAGUGCGAGAAACGGACUGAGGAUACGGCGGGAUCCAGCAAGGAUGAGUGGAUUAACAAAUUUGAUUACUUGAAUAUAUUCAAGGAAGCAGAAGACGGAUGCUCGAUAGCCACGGAAGCGUUGGAAGUUGUCCAGACAGAGCCUAGAGAGAUAUAUGCUCUAACAACGAUAAGAAACUUCCGCGGAGAUACGCUAGAUGAAUUUGUAUGUGAAAGUGAGUGGGUGUUGGUCACUCCGGACCAAUUCUCCGAGCCGAGGUUCCAAAGACAUCUGACCAGGACGGAUACUUUGACAGCUUUAUGCAAGACGGUUGCAGAUUCGAACUUGAACAAAAAACGAGCGGAAAUUAUAGCUAAAUCGCCGAAUUGCCAUUGCCAUGAAAGUAAAUGGCAUAGGAAAGUGAAAAGACCGCCACAAAAUAUGUUUCAGUGCUUUGUUAACGGUGUUAAGAAAAUAUUUAAAUGUAUUGUGCGCAAGAUAAAAAACUGUUUUAUCAAGAAAUCUAGAUCGAAGCCUAAGACUUGCACACGUCCUAAUAUUUUCUCAGACUCCACUAACAAUUAUUUAUCGGCCGGGCGAGUUCGCGCGCUCCGUGGCGGACGCAGUACACGCGGCGCCGGCGCAGCCAUCCGCGCGUACGCACUGCAUCUCGCGCAAGACAAGAGUACGACGUUUGCGCAGAACAUAGACAACUUUAUUGCGUGCACGCUGGAUUCCAAAGAAACAUGUCCGCAGGUGAUGAUGCGCAAUAUGAGACAAUUCAUGUCCGGUAUGAAGAACUAUCUCGUGAAGCACGGCGAGAGGGAGUUCGAGAAGGAAGUUGAAAAAGAAAGACUGAAGCUGAAGCCGACGGAGUUCCUGAACCUGGACGCGAUCCUGGAGGGCGUGAUGCACCGCGUGGUGGUGGUGCCGCUGCGCGCGCGGCUGUACGCGCGGCUGGCGGCGUGGCACGCGCGCGACGUGCGCCGCCUGCACGCCGCGCUCGAGCGCGCUGCGCACGCCACGCCGCUGCAGCUCGGCGUCAAGGAAACUACUAAAGUACCUUCUUCAGCUGUAUUAGCAGUAAUCUCAAAACAUUUCCUCAAGAUGCAAGAAGCGGACUCUCCGCUGGACAAGCUGGAGAAUCUGUUGGCAGCCAUAUCUGUUAUGUUUAAUGCGAUUCGUGGCGAGCGCAGUCUCGGGGCAGACGACUUGUUGCCAGUACUGGCGUGGACAGUAGCGCGGUGCCGACUAGUGUGCGCUGAGCUGGAGGCUGAACUGAUGGUUGGUCUACUCCCUCCCGCGCUCCUGGCCGGCGAGGGCGGAUACUACCUGACAGCGCUGUUCUCGGCUGUAGCUGUGCUUAAGAGAUUGGUGCCAGAACCCGGAGCAGAUACCGCCACUCCGUGGUAUGUGCAGUGGCGGCGCGGCUCGUCGGAUCAGCGGGCGUGCGGGCGCGGGCGCGGGCGCGGCCGUGGUGCGCGUGGUGCUGCCGGACGAGUGCCGCGGCAACAUCCGCCACGUGCCCGUGCCGUGUUGCCCCGGCGCGCGCGCGCGCGACCUGUGCCGCGCGCUCGCGCACGCCGCGCACAUCACCAACCCGCAGGACUACGCGCUCUUCGCGCUGCACGACGGACACGAAACAAUGUUAAACGAGAAUGACUGUCCUCAAGAAGUGAUGUCGGAGAAGAGCGGUCAAAACUUUACCUUAGCCUACAGAAGGAUAGAUGCCAAAAUAGCUUGGCCGCAACAAGCUUUACUGUCGUACCCAUAGACAAGAAUACGCGUUAUAAAGUGUCGUUGAGUAAAAAGACAUUGGAAAA
Molecule: messenger RNA, 2310 nt
Organism: Manduca sexta (tobacco hornworm)
Lineage: Eukaryota; Metazoa; Arthropoda; Insecta; Lepidoptera; Sphingidae
Exons: 8
Coding region: 479-2149 (556 amino acids)
Biological process (GO): vesicle-mediated transport
Cellular component (GO): cytosol; endocytic vesicle
Molecular function (GO): small GTPase binding; guanyl-nucleotide exchange factor activity
Source: RefSeq, a predicted model, not a curated record